AUGACUUCUGAAAGUGACAUACCAAUGGAGUGGUGCACAAUACUUGAUUAUAACAAAGAUUCGGUUCAUCCUUUAUUUGAUAACAGUCAGAAGGAAGAAAUUUAUUUUACUAUCACAUAUCAAAGAGUUGAUUUAUAUCUUAAAAAGGAGUUUAUUAGGCUAUCAGAUGAGUUUAGAAAUCAGGUGAACGAUGCUCUAAAAAUGGCAGACCCACAUUCAGCAUUAUUAAAUGUAUUUUAUACUUUUGGCAAUUUCUUUGCUAAAAAAGUUACUCUUGGUCAUAAAUUAAUUAAACAUAUUGAUAAAGAUUGGUAUCAAUAUGUUAAAGAAAAAAAAUUUAACGAUUAUAUCGGAGUGGAUGAACUACAAAACUUGUUUAAGGAAAUGGAUUAUGAUGGUAAAGGUUUCUUAACAGUUAAUGGUGAAAUUAUUAAUCAGGAGAAUCUUAAUAGUUGGAUUGAAUCAUGUAAAGAUAAUUCUAAUCUUCAAAUCAUAAAUCGUGGUGAUUUAAUGGCAUUUUAUGAAAUCUUGGAAGAAUAUAUUCUUGAUGAGGUCAAAUCAAUUCUUGGAAUUCGUGAACAUCAAUAUUUGAAGCCGAGAGAAAUUUAUCAGGAACAUUUGAAAUUGCCAAAUGCUAGAUAUCAAGUAAUAAUGACUGGUUGUGAGAAGAUACAAUCAUCAGUAGUAUACCACCGUAUUACAUUCCAAAAAAGAUUAGAAAAUCCAGAUGUGAUCAGUUAUAGAAAUCCAUAUGUUCAAAAUUAUUUUGUUGCAAAAGUUGGUACUAAAAUAUUUAAUAACAAAGAUCUUGAAAGCUUAAACAUUGAAUUGCCUCAACCACUUAAAAAUGUGAAAAAUGCAAGAUUCGCCUGUACAUUUUACUAUUCAUCUGAUGAUGGCCCAUCAUUUACAGCUUGCAUAGAAUCUAUUGAUGCAAAAGGGAUCCGAUUACAUAUAAAGAACCUUAAUAACAAAACUCAAACACAUUUAACAACUUUUGAUGAAUUUAAAAUGCACUGGUGUAUUUAUUUUAUUCCGAUUAAGAAAAUUAUCAUUGGACAAUUCAUACCUGCGAACCAAUCUUCAGAUAAGAUGCCAAAAUUUUUAAGAACAAAAUCUUCAAAACAAGUGCCUGGCCUAAGAACCGAAGUCAUACUUCCUUGGUUUGAUGCAUUAAAUAUAAUACUUGAAAAGAUUUCAAAAACGUAUGAAGAAGCCGAAUAUAAUCGAAAGACUUGUCGUGUCUUAACUGAUCGUGCUGAUGAUGUUUUGACCGCAGUUAAAAUAUUAUUUCGGAGAAGAGAUGAAGAAGAGGAUAAAUUUCUCGAUGAUUAUUAUGUCAAAUCAUUUAUAAAAAUUCACAGAGUUUUAAGAGAUAUAAAAGAAUUUAUCAGUAAUAUUUCUCAACUUAAAGGCCUUUCUAAAUUUGUAUCUGCUGAAGAUAUAAGGAAAAGAUGUAUAGUUCUCAUGAAUGAAUUGGAAUCAACUUGUCUUGAUCUAGAUUUAAACACCACAAUAUCGGUAGAGGACAAACGCCUUGUACAAAAAAGUCUAAUGGAAGACGUAGAAACAUUGACUGAGUUUCUCGAAACGAUUAAAGGUGGUGUUAUACAAGAUGAUAUAAAAGAUAUACGUUACAAAAAAGAAGUGGUGAUACCUAGAACAUCUAAAAUGCCUAGUAAAGUUUUUGAUGAAGUUGCAGAAAUAAAAAAGAAAAUGGAAAAAAAAGAGAUUAUGUUAAAUGCGCCCCUAAUUAAUCCAGAUUCGUUGCAGGAAGAUAAAGGAUGGAUACAAAAAGAUGAAUGCAGGAUAUUCAAACGGCUAUUAAACGGAAAAAUUGAAGUUGCUUGCAAGCCUUUAUUCUACUAUGGUAUUUUAUCCCUGGAUGGAAAAUAUGUAGAGAAAGAUGAGAAUAUAGGAAUACAGUGUUUAGAGUUGGCUACUGCAAAAGGUCAAAAACAAGCAAUUGAUGAACUUAAAAAAC
Molecule: messenger RNA, 1984 nt
Organism: Racocetra fulgida
Lineage: Eukaryota; Fungi; Glomeromycota; Glomeromycetes; Diversisporales; Gigasporaceae
Source: the annotation of a GenBank genome assembly